AUGACUAAUAAGCUGCUGUUUUGCACCUGUUGCAUGAAUCGCCUUUUUGUGCCUUUUUGUACAGGCUCCCUUGAGGGGUUUGUUGAUCUAGGGCAGUUCGGUGAAGAGAACUCCAGCGAAGAGCUUGCAGACCAUGGCUUGGUGGUAGUCCCCGAGCCUUUCUCAGGAAAACAGAUGCAAAUCUUGGGCGUCUUUUCCUCGAACAACAAUGUGAAAGCAAAUGUCCUGGCCAAGAUUGCCCUAAAAGCAACGCUCCUUUGCGAACAAGCCGGCCUCUUUGUUGAUCGUGUGACAUGUGACGCUGCGAGCUGGAAUCGCAGCAUGUGGAAAAUUUUCGAAUAAGCGGUAACCUGUGGCUCUGCCACAAGCAUCAAGUGCAAGUGCCCCCACCCAGCUGAUGACAUUCGUGCUCCACAUUGUUUUUCUGACUUUCCACACUUAGUGCAGAAUCUGCGAAAUCGGUUCUUGGACAGUGGCUUCAGCACACCAAAGGGUCGCGUGCAUGCUGACUGCAUCAGAAACGCGUGCGACUGCGAAAAUGUGACGUUGCAAGUUAUGCCUCACAUAAGCAAAUUACAUCUUAUACCGAACCGCUUCGAAAAGAUGAGGGUUGGCCCAGAACUCCGUCUUUUCAGUGAGGAGGUGCUAGAAGGACUAUUUUGUUACCGCAGGGAAAUUGAAAGGUCUUGUGGCCCAGCUUAAGUGACUGAGUCAUUCAUCCUAAAGAUGUCAAAGCUGAUCAAGAUCAUGACCUCACGUUCCUCAAAAAGAGCAUGAGACUUGAGACCAGGCUCUCGUGACUUCAAAAUUUUGAGGCAGUUUCUUGACUUUCUAAAGAAAUGGUAGUCGCACGCACCGAACUCUAAGAAGGGAUCCUUGAGCGAGAGUACUGCGGAGGGCCUGCGUGUCACUUUGCAGUCAACGCUAUAUCUUGUGUGUUACCUGUCUUCACAGUGUGGUUUCAAGUACCUCCUUACAUCCAAGCUGAGCCAAGACAAACUGGAAAUUUUUUUUGGAAUCGUAAGGCAGUCCAAUGGCACUAAUGAUCAUCCAACAACAGCGCAGUUUUUGACGACACUAAAUGCGCUUGCUUUCUAUAAUCUAGCGCGGCCUCCAAAGACAGGAAAUUGUACCCCUGGGGUUAUCAGUUCAUUGCUUGGACAUAACAGCGUGACACCCGGCCAAAGCAGUCCCGGUGGGAUUGAUGCGCUCGACGAGCUGGUUGACAAAGAGAGACUAGAUGAUGCAGAAGCUGUCCUGAAAGUUCUUCCUCCAGAAAAUCACAGCAACUACAUAACUUAAAAGAGCUCAAGCUGCCUUGUGUACUACGUUUCCGGGCAUGUGGCCCGCAAGAUUCUGCAAAAAAGGGGGUACACGAUCUGUGCUGAAUGUUUGACUUCCACCAAGACAUCCGCAGGGUUGGAUUCAAGAAGCGAUUUGACCCAGGAGUUUGACUCUGGUGGGUUGCUCCACCCGCCCGGCAAACUUGCAGAGCUUGUAAGCUCGCUGGAAGACUCCUUCACUGUCUUUUUUAGCGCCAGGAAGAUCACUUCUACAAAUAUGUACGACCUGUCUAGUUUCUUGCAAGCUGUCGAGCUCCCAAAACUUGACUGCAGCACGCAUGAAAGAGAAAUUACACUGCAAAUUGUUAAGUUUUAUGUUCUCCUCAGAUUUCGUUUUUAUGCGAAGUCACUUAACCGUGACAAGACCUCCCAAAGAGAGCGACUAAAGUACUUAAAGAUCAGGAGGUGCAAAUGA
This is a messenger RNA of Ixodes scapularis (black-legged tick), 1758 nucleotides long. Its product is annotated as transposable element P transposase. NCBI's taxonomy places the organism in Eukaryota, Metazoa, Arthropoda, Arachnida, Ixodida, Ixodidae. The record is from RefSeq and is a predicted model, not a curated record.